AUGACUAUCACUUCCAGCGUUAACAGAACGAGCGAAUCCACUGAAAUCACGGCCGUCGAUGCGUGUUUGUUCAUUCUCGCUCUGUUACUCUCCCUCUUUAUAUGCACGGUAAAUAUUGUAACAAUUAUACUGCUAUGGCGCACCGAAACGCUCCGGACACUGGCCAACUUGUACCUGGCCAGUUUGGCCGCGGCGGAUUUGGUGGUGGGGCUGGGGCUUGUUCCCAUGGCCUUGUUCCUGUUGCCGCCCACGCGAGUGAGUUUGUUCAACCGGUACAGCAACCUUUGCGUGCUGAUCAGCGGUCUAAACCUGGGCAUGGCCGGUAACUCUAUCAUCCACAUGGCCUUUGUGUCUGUCGACAGGUACCUCUUCAUAUCCAAACCUUACACCUACCAGCGCGUUAUGAACGUGCGCAUCGUCGUUAUCAACGUGACGUCAGCUUGGGUCAUCGGCGUCUCCUACACCUUCCUCCCCCAGUUCAUCCACCAGUCGUUCACCGACGGUGUCAAAUGCGACAUCACGGAGCUGCUGCCGAUGUGGUACCUGGCGUACGGCGCCUGGGGGUUCUACUUCACCUCGGUCGUCGUCAUCCUAGUCAUGUACACCUUGAUCCUACGCACCGCUUUCAAACAGCGUAAAUCCAUCCAAACCGCCGCGCCUUUCGGUGCGCCCGCGAACGGGAAUUCCCGAAACACCAUCUCGAAGAGCACUUUAAAAAGUUUAAAAUUUUUCUUCACAGUGUUCGGGAUUUUCUUCCUGUGCAUGACGCCCAUCGUGAUAUCCCUGGGCGUGGAUUACUACGUCAACGUGCCGGUGACCCUGUAUCGAAUCCUGGUCAUACUGGCGCUGACCAACUCUGGCAUGAACUUCGUCAUCUUCACCGUCCAGAACGGGCAGUUCCGGCGUGCGGUUUUUAAAUUUUUCCGGUGCUAUUCAUUAAUUAGAGAGCUAAACGAGGACCAGGCAAUGGUUAGUGCUAUCACAUAA
Messenger RNA from Physella acuta, 987 nucleotides. RefSeq names its product beta-1 adrenergic receptor-like. Gene Ontology annotation, molecular function: G protein-coupled receptor activity. Gene Ontology annotation, cellular component: membrane. The record is from RefSeq and is a predicted model, not a curated record. NCBI's taxonomy places the organism in Eukaryota, Metazoa, Mollusca, Gastropoda, Physidae. Gene Ontology annotation, biological process: G protein-coupled receptor signaling pathway.